Messenger RNA from Sphaeroforma arctica JP610, 378 nucleotides. RefSeq lists its product as hypothetical. The record is from RefSeq and is a predicted model, not a curated record. Lineage: Eukaryota; Ichthyosporea; Ichthyophonida. The annotation marks the transcript as partial. The transcript has a single exon.
AUAAAUACAACCCAGCCACUCAAACUGCAGCCAACACCACACUCGUGUCAGCAUCUCUGAAGCACGCGAAGCGAGUACAAAAGAAACCACCACAUCACACGCAACGCACCUGUACUGGUCUGUCCAACACAAAGGCAUUGCAGGCAAUAGGCCAUAACAGACUCACAACCACGCACGACAGUCGCAUUGUCGAUGGUCUGUGGAUGCGUUCAAUAGUGCAGUGUAUACCUAUACCUAUUACUUUCGUGUGUUUGUAUGUUUCCCUCGAGGACUAGUCAAGCUCUGGUAGUAGAACACUAACCGCUGUGCACUGUGUGGUGCGUUGUGUUACAUAUGUGUACACAUAUUUAUAUCUUUAUACUGUAGUUUAGUAUACAC